AUGGCCGAUGGGUUCGACUGGAGACAAACAAUUCUGCUAACGGACGCUGAUGCGUCUACGUCAACUUCGGAAUCUUUGUUUCCAGCCCCGAUCUCUCGGCAGGACGACGGCGAUGCCCAAUAUCUCGCAAUUAAUAAAAUCGCCAACCCUGAUAUGGCGCGGGUUCGGGAAAUCCUAAGGAUUCCGGAAGACAGUUUAAAACGCGAGCAGAUUCAAAUACAAUAUCCGGAGUGGCCUGCCGAUGUAUCCGCUAAGGGGGCUUGGAAGGAUGUCUUGACCCUUUUAAAAGACGUCGUGGACGAAUUUGCCAACGGUGUCAUGAUCAACGGAAAGAUGCGAUAUUGGGAUUUUAGCAAAGGUUAUUCCUAUGACCUCCAGGCAUCCGACGUUCAGGUGGCUGUGGUUAAAGCCGCAUACGACGCCUUAUAUUCAAAAACCCCUAUUGAAUUCGUGGUAAAACGGUUGGAACGCUGUAAAGAUGACUGGGCAUUGGAGUAUCUACUGAAUACAAGAGCAAGGGCACAUAAGCGACGAGAAAGUAGGGCAGCUCGUGGUGCUGGGUAA
Orbilia oligospora ATCC 24927 is the source of this 564-nucleotide messenger RNA. RefSeq lists its product as uncharacterized. The coding region runs from base 1 to 564 and encodes 187 amino acids. The record is from RefSeq and is a predicted model, not a curated record. NCBI's taxonomy places the organism in Eukaryota, Fungi, Ascomycota, Orbiliomycetes, Orbiliales, Orbiliaceae. The transcript has 2 exons.